Messenger RNA from Tribolium castaneum (red flour beetle), 2938 nucleotides. RefSeq lists its product as uncharacterized. The transcript is spliced from 8 exons. Bases 154 to 1560 code for a protein of 468 amino acids. Gene Ontology annotation, biological process: amino acid transmembrane transport. Lineage: Eukaryota; Metazoa; Arthropoda; Insecta; Coleoptera; Tenebrionidae. Gene Ontology annotation, molecular function: L-amino acid transmembrane transporter activity. The record is from RefSeq and is a predicted model, not a curated record.
AAUCGAUGUUUUCCAUCUACGUCAGUCUCUCUGACUUCAUCCCGACAGUACUUCCUCCAUCCGUCCCUUUACAACCGACUUAACAUCACACAAUGUUGGUUCAAAAAUCGCCUUAAUUUCCCAUUUCUCCGACAAUGCACCACUAACUGAAAAAUGGCCACACAAAACCUAAACGAAACGAGCUACAUUCUCGACCGUCGAAACUACAGCGAGGAAAGGGGUAGUAGUAUCGACUCGAACGAAAAUGCCUUCGACGACAUGAAACAACUAAUAAACGACGAUGAUGGGAGUAAUAAAUCUAGUCUGCCAUGGGCCAGUUUUAAUUUUAUUAAUUCCAUUAUCGGGAGUGGGGUGAUCGGGAUCCCGUAUGCCCUUCAUGAAGCUGGGUUUUUUUUCGGGUUGGUUUUGUUGGUCCUGGUUGCUUAUAUUACCGAUUAUUCUUUGAUUUUGAUGGUGAGGAGUGGGCAUAUUAGUGGCAAGUUUUCCUACCAGGGGAUUAUGGAAGCUGCGUUUGGCAAACCUGGAUAUGUGCUGUUGGGGGUUUUGCAGUUUUUUUACCCUUUUAUUGCCAUGGUUUCGUACAACGUCGUUGUCGGAGACACCGUAACCAAAGUAAUAAUUCGCUUAACAGGAAUCACCCCUGAUUCACUUUUCGCCAAACGCCACGUGAUCGUCCUCAUAGCCACCCUCCUGGUCACAGUUCCUCUUUGCCUCUAUCGAAAAAUAGCAAAACUGGCGAAAAUCUCAUUCGUGAGUCUUGUCUGCAUCGGUUUUAUUCUUUUUGCGAUUUUCGUACGCAUUGGAACCAUGAGUGAGAUUGUGCCUCCUCAUCCGCACGCCUGGUCUUUCUUCAACAAAGACAUCAUUCCAGCGAUUGGAAUUAUGGCGUUUGCCUUUAUGUGUCACCACAACACGUUUCUAAUUUACGGCUCAAUCGAAAACGCCAACGAAAAACGGUGGGAGAUUGUUACACAUAUUUCGCUUUUGACAAGUUUGAUUGUUGCAUUAUUGUUUGGGAUUGCUGGGUAUACGACUUUUACGGCGUAUUCGCAAGGCGACCUUCUUGAAAACUACUGCUGGACCGACGACUUGAUGAACUUCAGCCGCUUGCUCUUCAGCAUCCAAAUCCUCCUAACCUACCCAAUUGAAUGUUUCGUCACUCGUGAAGUCAUCACCAGUUCCUUCCUGCGAAACGACCCCAACGUUCCCAUCUCCGAACGAACACAUUAUUUGAUUACUUUGGCCAUUGUUGGCACCACUUACUUCAUUUCGAUAUCCACCGACUGUUUAGGGGUGGUCCUCGAAUUGAACGGUGUCCUGGCAGCCGUGCCUUUGGCUUACAUUCUGCCAGCUCUCAGUUACCUUCAGCUGGAAGAAGGACACGUUUUGUCCUCGCGUAAAGUUCCAGCCCUUGCCAUUGUCCUUUUUGGACUUACAGUCGCUGUUCUGGGCGUUGUCUUUCUCAUUCUGGACUUCAACGAGAUCGACACUUGUUCCCACGGGAAAGUAAUGGAUUAUUGCUUUCGCAAUGCGACAAAUUCCUCCUUUCCAGAGAAUUGAGCACGGGAUAAAGUCCCAAGGAAAAAUCAAAAAAAUUAUUCUAUUAAAUAAUGCAAUCAGAUAUACAGGGUGACCCAGGGGUGCGUAAUCGCUCUAUAAAUUUUUUGUUACUUGAAAAAUUACCACGCCAACUAAAAAUAUUUUAUUAUACACAAGAUGUUGUAUACAGGGUGGCGACUUCCCAGUAAUUUUCCAAAAAUUGGUCUUUUUUAUAACAAAAAGUUGAAUAAUUCCGAAACGAAAAGAGAUAGACCCAUGAUAGUUUAUAUAAAGUUACAUUAUUUUUUUACGUAGAAUUUAAUUAUCAAAAAAUAUAUUGGGUGUUCUAUUUAAAAAAAUAAAACAACACCCUGUCUAUAAAAAAAAUAUUUAAAGUUUGUGGACAUUAGGUCGUUCUAUCGGAUAAUGAAAACAGAAUGGUAAUAUUUCCAAUAGCAAAAAAGUUAUAGACCGAUUACGCACCUCUGUGUCCACCCUGUAUGAUAUAAUCGACAGUGAGCUUACAAAUGAAUUAUUUUUCAUAGGAUUAUUUUUACGAAUUAAAAAAGUUUAAUAACUAUUGUUGCCAAAUAUUUUGUAUCAAGUGGUAAGGGUGGGCUGAAAAGUGGAUUCUGACCUACUUGAGUAAAUAGUGCGAUAAGAGUUAUAGUAAAGUAAGCACGUUAAUUGAUAAUAAUUAUUGAUAACAAAUAUUUUCAUCAAACAAUCACGAAAAAUGAUACAAUGCAUUUUUGUCGUCUACACUCUGGUUUGUGAUAAUUCAAAUAAAACACCACUUGUUGGCCCACCUUCGUAUACAGGGUGAUUCAAAAGUACCGUACAAUCUUUCGGGGGCUGGUAAAGGACGUCAAAUUGAAUGAAAAGUUCCUAUGACAAAAAAUUGUUUGAGCCUUUUUUCACGAAUUAUGGCCCUUCAAAGUUAAUUUUUUGACAUUUUGACAUUUUUUUACUUUAGUUAGCGAAAAAAAAUUAAUAGUUAAUGUCUAAAGCAAUUAAAAAAUUUGUAAAUUUGAAUCCUAGGAAACAAAAAAGAUACGAGAGUUUGUCUGUUACUUUUGAACCAGCCUGUAUUUAGUGUAAUUAGUAAUAAUAAUUAAAUUUGCUAUUGACUAUUGUGUGAGAUUAGUAAAUAAAAGCAGCCAGUUUAUUUACUAAGGCAAAUCUAUACGAACGUUAAUCUUUAAAUAAGUCUAUUUACUGUAUACAGAGUGUUCCACGUGAUGGGAUCAUUGUAAUUUUGUGCCAAAAUCGACUGUUAUCGACGAAUCACUUGUAUGUGUCGGCGCACUUUUUUUCCAACUACUGCACCAAUAAUGUGAUGUGUUUCUCUGUGACUUGUACUUAGAUGAAAAUUUGCAUUAAAUGGUAUAUAUUUUCA